AUGGUGAACUGUACCUUCUGGGAGGGCAACAUCAUCCUCAAAAAGCAGUCGUUUGAAGGUGAUGCUUUCCACAAUCUCACAAAAGAGGAGGAGUCAGUGACAUUUGAGGACCUACAGAGUGGUCUUGGAAGUCUCUUCGAAAUUACUGGUAUCCUCUAUAUUGGAACGGACAAUGCCGCACCGUGGUUAAGGAAUCUCACUUUUCUCUCAAAGUUGCGACGCAUCGGAGGAGAGGUGCCACCGGGCUAUAACUCCCCGUUAAAUAUAGUCCACAAUAACUAUCUGGAAUAUCUCGGUCUUGCUUCGCUGAUUUUUGUCGGUGCGCAAAGAGGGACCAUUCAAAUCGUUCAAAAUCCAAGACUAUGCCUCGUUGAUACCAUAAAUUGGCGAACUCUUAUGUGGACACCAAAAUCUUCCACCGCAAACACGUCGGUACCCUUUCCCGUUGUCAUUCCACAUCGCGCCGCCAAGGAUUGUGUUUCCGAGGGACUUCAAUGCGAUGCAAGCGUCUGCGAGCUCUCUCAAGGAUGUUGGGGUCCUGGACCGGAAAACUGUCGCGCGUGUGCUCACUGGCUCAUUCAAGGUCGCGGUGAAACUAGUCGAUGCGUACUUAAUUGUUCCUUGGCUGAGGGUGGUUACUACCCUGUGAUGAUUAGUAAAACAAUUGACUCAAAUAUAACACUGAAAAUAAAGUCGUGUUCAAAGUGUCACAAAGAGUGUGGUUCUGUGCCUGGAGCAUGUUUUGGGCCCCAUGCCAACCAUUGCAACUAUGGCUGCGCACACGUCAAGGAUGGGAACUUUUGUCGUGCUCAGUGUCCUCUAGGAAAGUUUCCUGACGAGGAUAAUAUCUGUCAAGAAUGUGCAGCUGUUUGCACAUCACAUCCACGCGGUCUUUUAGACAGCACUGAAUCGAGCAAUUGGAGUGCAGUGUGCACAGGGUCUGGAGACUGGUUUGGACACAAGGGCUGCUCGCAAUGCAUUCAGGUUGUUGCAGCAACAGUAAAGAAUAUGGAGCACGGGCCAAAACUAAAAUGCCUUACGCCUUACCAGCCUUGCCCCACCAAUACGUUCUUGCACCUUAUUGGAGGCCAAAAAGGGAAGAUGUCAGAUCCCAAAUUGGAAAUAAGUGGAGACAUAUCGCUGACUCAUGUUCCAAUCGAGCUGCAGGCGCCUCUUGGUGAAUGGUUGGCCUCGCAUCAGUCCCAGAGCGCCAGCGUGAGUAUGGCGCGUGUUUGCGCUCCCUGCCACCCUGAAUGUAGGGGCGGUUGCUCCGGUUCCUCACCCAAUCAGUGCGUGCAAUGUCGAAAUGCCCAAUUUAAUGGAAUAUGUGUGGCCAGCUGCCAUGAAGGCAAGCAGAAUCUCUGA
Molecule: messenger RNA, 1365 nt
Organism: Hydatigera taeniaeformis
Lineage: Eukaryota; Metazoa; Platyhelminthes; Cestoda; Cyclophyllidea; Taeniidae
Source: the annotation of a GenBank genome assembly